Molecule: messenger RNA, 765 nt
Organism: Coregonus sp. 'balchen'
Lineage: Eukaryota; Metazoa; Chordata; Actinopteri; Salmoniformes; Salmonidae
Source: the annotation of a GenBank genome assembly
AUGAAGUUCCUCCAUCUCCUGAGCACAGAGGUCUCUCAAGAUAUCACCUUCCACUGUCUGAGUGAGCCGCCUUUCAGCCCCACAGACACCUACAGCGCUAACGGCCCAGGACAGGAGUACCAGGAUAGACCACCGAGGUUCAGGGGAUGGAACGGCCAGAUGUUUGAGGCAGACACACUACUUGCACCUCUACUAGACGAGUGCAAGGUAAGGAGCCCGAGGGAGGAAGAGAUAUACGUUUAUUUCGCUUCAGAACUGGAUGUGUAUUCAUAAAGCAUCUCAAAGUAGCAUUGCUGAUCUAAGAUCAGGUCCUCCCUGACCAUGUAAUCUUAUUCAUUAUAAUCUAAAAGGCAAAACGGAUCCUAGAUCAGCAUUAACCAUUGUGUGUCAAUUGCUUCAUAUUGUAUAUUUUCCCUUCUAGAUCCAGGAUGGCAGCUGGCACCAGUCACAUUUCUUCUUCCAUACUCAGGACAGCUACGAGCUCCCUAUCGUAGACAUACAGGAACCACCAUCGUCACAGCUCAAUCACCUGCGCCACCUCGAGGUGGGACCUGUCUGCUUUCUGUGAGGUCAUCUAUCACCAGCCUGCCUGUCCAAAAUAUGAACUAUGAAAAAUCAAGCAUGCCAUAAGCAAGCCAAAAUGUCUGCUCCCCAAACCAAAGAGAAUGUAAGCCCAAGCGGAGUUGGUCAGGUCUACUCCCCCACAUGGUGACAAACGCCCUGUUCAAUCGAUGGCAGUCUUCUGCGGAAGAACUCAAUCCAUAG